Paramecium sonneborni is the source of this 2712-nucleotide messenger RNA. NCBI's taxonomy places the organism in Eukaryota, Ciliophora, Oligohymenophorea, Peniculida, Parameciidae. The record is from the annotation of a GenBank genome assembly.
AUGAUCUUUUAACUCCGUUACAAUACUAAAUUAUCUGAAUCUCUAAACAAUAGCAAAGAUUACUAUUAAAUGCAAAGUACAAAGUGGAUUGCUCCUAGACAAAAUUAACAUCGACUUGAACACUUGUAAUUUACUUAGAGAAAUAAAGCUCGUUAAAAAUACCCAUAAGAUAUGCUUUUAUGUCUUGUAUCUAAAGGACUUGUACCAAUAGAAAAGUAGAGAAUAAUAAAUCUCUAAUAGAAUGAUAUUUCAUGUAAUUACAAAGAUAUAACUUCUGAAAUUAAAUAAGAACAUCCUUACUAUGGUUCAAAAUUCAAUCCCUCAGUUUCAGAAGUAGAACGAUGUAACUUAAUUAAAUAACCUCAUAGAAAAUAAAAAAGUAUUACCUCCACUUUAGUAUAUAGCAGUCCAUCCUCAGAUAAGAACUUAAUCAAAAGAUAAGGAUCUUAUUGAAGCUACCACUACCAAAAGUUGUAAAUUAGUAAGUCCUAUGAUCAAUAGAAGUGAUCAGAAACAAAAUACAAAGUGUUUAGAAUCUAAGGAUAAUAAUGAUAAAAUAAUUAGAACUUCCUCCACACCCUUUAUUUAAAAGACUGUUUAAAAUGAAAAUUUGACUAGUAGAUCAGGAUCACCAAAUCAAAGAUCUAAAUCAAAAGCAACUAAAAUUUAAAAAAUUAAUAUCUAAACGAAAUUGACUUAAAUUAAAGAACAGAGACAUACAUAAAAUCAUCAAGAAUCUUAAUAAGUAUAACAAUAAACUAAUUUUAAAAUGGCAGAGUCAACUGAAAAGAAAUUGUAAGUAAAGAGAAAAAAGAGAUAAUUAUAAACAACCUAAUAAUAAUAAAUUAUAUAACAACAAAAUUCUUAAAAGGACAAACUAAAUUAAAAGCAUACUUCUUAUCGUUGUUUCAUUAACAAAAUUAAUUUUUCUAAUAAUUAAUGCAUUUAAUCCCCAUUUAAAAUGGAUGUUCCCGCCUAUUACUUUUAUGUAGGCAAGGGUAAUAAUGGAAGUCUUUUAAAGAAUCUUUUUAGAUAAAGAUGGUGGUGGUAAGAAGUAGAAUCAUUAGAUUUAAACAAAGUUAAUAUGGUAUGGACUUAAUUAAAAUAAAAUUCAUGUAUUGAUUGUUUACCUACUUUUAAUAUGGCUACUAAUGAUACUAAUUAUAAUAAUGAUUCUUUCAUUUAAAGUAUUGAAGAUACAAUUGUCGAAUCAAGUGAUUCUGAAUUAGAUAUCCUUGUUAAACCACGUUCUGUACCAGUUUUAAGUAUCAAUCAAUUAAUAAGUUAAUCAAUUCAAACUAAAAAAAAAAUAUAAAUUAACAAUCUUAAUCAAUUAAAGAGAAUUUUUAAUUAAAUUGAUUUACAUUCAAUUUUAAAUUUUAUGGAAGAAAAUAAUCAGUAGGAUUCAUAAAUUAUUUUCAGCGAUUGUUCUGACAAAUUGCUCAUGUCUAUUAAAGGAGUAAAAUAUAUACAUAAUCCCUUAGUUACAAACUACCAUUCACUAAGAUAGUAAAAAUUACAAAAUGCACAAUCAUAUGCAAGACAAUUGGCAUUUAGGUAAUAAAAAAGCACUCUUUUAUAAUAUGAGAAAUUAUUUCAAAAUUAUUAAAGAAGAUUAUACUAAGUAUAUUCCUAUUACCUUUCACAUAUAAAAAGGAAUGACUGAUCCUGAAUAUUUCAAAUUUUUUGAUUAUUAUAACAAGAGACAAGAAGAAAUUAAAGAAUUAGAACGAAAACAAUAAUUAGAGUAUCGAAGAGAUAAAAGACUUAAACCUAUUAGUUUAUGGAUUGUAAAACCAGGUGAAUGUACUAAUAGAGGAAAUGGAAUAACUGUUUGUUAAGAUUUAUUAGAAAUCAAUAAAAUUUUAAAUGAAGAAUAACCUGAUGGUAGAUAAAGAACCUAUAUUGUUUAACAGUACAUUGAAAAUCCAUUCCUUUACAAUAAAAGAAAAUUUGAUAUAAGAUGCUAUAUGCUUUUAACUUCUUAAAAUGGAAUCUUUAAAGGAUAUUGGUAUUAGGAAGGUUAUAUUCGAACCUCUUCUAAAGAAUUUACAACCAAAUGCUUAAAUAAGUAUAUUCAUUUAACUAAUGAUGCUGUUUAAUCUAAAGAUGAAGAUUAUGGGAAAUUUGAGUUUGGUAACAAGAUUUCCUUUCUCGAAUACUAAAGAUAUUUGGAUACUUAUCAUCCUUAAUAAAAAUUCAAUUUUUUUACUGAUAUUUAUCCUAAAAUGAAGAAUAUUGCUUUGGAUCUCAUGAAGGCUUCUUAUGGUAAAAUAGAUCCUUAGAGAAGAUCAAAUAGUUUUGAAGUAUAAAAAUUUAUAUUCUAAGUUAUUUGGAUUAGAUUUUAUGAUUGAUGAUAAUUUUAAGCUUUGGCUUAUUGAAGCAAACACAAAUCCAUGUUUAGAAUUAUCCUGUCCACUUUUAAGCAGAAUCAUUCCUGCCAUGGUUGAAAAUUUAUUUCGGUAUUUAUAAGUUUAAUCAUUCUCCUAGAAUUGCAAUCGAUCCUAUUUUCCCUCCUCCUUAUUUUGAAGAAUGGCCUUAAAACAAAAAGUUAUUCAUUCCUGAUAAUGUCCUUGAAAAUAAUAGAUUUGAACUUAUCUUUGAUGAAUUAAUUGAGAAAAAAACUAUGAUCACAUUAUACAGAGAUAGCAAAGUUGAAUAAGAUUGUUUCAAAAUAGAAGAAGAGGAAGAAGAAGAAGAGAAAGAUUGACA